Molecule: messenger RNA, 741 nt
Organism: Penicillium coprophilum
Lineage: Eukaryota; Fungi; Ascomycota; Eurotiomycetes; Eurotiales; Aspergillaceae
Product: putative haloacid dehalogenase-like hydrolase
Exons: 4
Coding region: 1-741 (246 amino acids)
Source: RefSeq, a predicted model, not a curated record
AUGUCCAAACACGCUGCUCGUUCCAUCAUGUCUGCGAUUGCCUGCAAACAUCUUCGUCCGCGAAAGUUCGCACCUCUCGGUUCUUCCGUGACGUCGACUGCCCCUCCCUUGAAGGGGAUUGUAUUUGAUGUGGAUGGAACCCUGUGUUUGCCACAACACCACAUGUUCAGCGAAAUGAGAGAAGCACUGGGAAUCGAUCGCUCUAUUGACAUUCUCCAACAUAUCCGCGAACUCCCCGCUGGAGAGCAAGCCACAGCCGUAUCGAAAGUGCAAGCUGUAGAGCGCCGAGCCAUGGCCGAUCAGCAGCCACAGCCCGGUCUGGUCCGCCUAAUGGACUACCUCGAAUCCCGCGGCUUGCGAAGAGCACUCUGCACACGGAACUUCGAAGCACCAGUCCAGAACCUUAUCAACAACCAUCUCGAUGGUCAUAUCUUCCUACCAAUCAUCACACGGGACACGCCCAAUCUCCUGCCCAAGCCUGAUCCCGCGGGUAUCCUGCAUAUUGCGAGUGAAUGGGGUCUCGCUAAUGGUGAGAAUUUGAUCAUGGUUGGUGAUAGUAUUGAUGAUAUGACGGCUGGACAUAUGGCUGGUGCGGCGACGGUGUUACUUUUGAAUGAGCAGAAUGUGCAUUUGAAGGAACAUCCGCAUACGGAUCUUUGCAUUAAGCAGUUGGAUGAUCUGAUCGAUAUUCUGGAGGGGGGAUUUGUCGGGACUAGGGAGAAUGAUGAGCAUGGUGCGUGA